This is a messenger RNA of Papaver somniferum (opium poppy), 1389 nucleotides long. RefSeq lists its product as uncharacterized. Bases 1 to 1389 code for a protein of 462 amino acids. The transcript has 3 exons. The record is from RefSeq and is a predicted model, not a curated record. NCBI's taxonomy places the organism in Eukaryota, Viridiplantae, Streptophyta, Magnoliopsida, Ranunculales, Papaveraceae.
AUGAUCUAUUCUUCAGACUUGUUUGUAAAUUGUGGUUCUGACUUUGAUGCUUUGAGCAAUCCAGAUGUUGGAGAUUGUAAUGGUAAUGAAUUUGUUCUAGAACCUACUCUGUUAGUUUCACUCCCUCUUAGACCAGUGGUUACUGAUGAUGAAUUUGAGAAAGAAAUAAAUCUCAUGUUGGUUGAUUAUGUGGACUCUAUGGAUGUUGAACAUGCUCCAGCCAAUGACCAUGGUGGUAUAGCUGAAAAUUCCUUAGUUCGGGACUUCAUUAGAUCUAAAAUGGUAGAACUGAGAUUAAAUGAGGUUUUUUCUUUUGGCAAUCCUUUUACGUGGUGCAAUAGAAGAUUUAAGAAUCCUGCGGAACUCAUUUUUGAAAAGUUGGAUAGAGGUUUUAUGAAUGAUAAGUGGGUGUCAGUUUUGCCUGAAACUCAAGUCACUAGUCUAGGUAGAGUGUAUUCAGAUCAUUGCCCUGUUUUUCUCAAACCCUUUCACCAAGAACAGAAGUUUUAUAUUCCGUAUAAAAUUUUCAAAUGUUGGCAAUUAAGUCCUGACUUCAAAAAUGUGCUUGUUAAGUCUUGGUCUAAACGGGUUAAGGGUUCUUCGAGAUUUACUGUUGCUGGUAAGCUCAAGAAUGUUAAACAAGAUCUCUGUUUUUGGAAUGUAAAUUCGUUUGGUCAUAUUAAGAACACUAUUCAUAAAUUGAACUCAGAGAUUGAAAAGCUUCAGUCUUUGCCUUAUUCUCCUGCCAUAGGUACUUUCAUUUUGAAUUACUCACAGCAGUUAGAUUAUUGGUACGGGAUUGCAAAUUCUUUCUAUAAACAAAAAGCUAGGAUCAACUACUUUAUACAAUAUGAUAAAAAUACUCAUUUCUUUCAUAAUGUUGUUAAACUUAGAAACAUGUACAACACCAUUCAUAUUGUUAGGAAUGAUCAAGGGAAUUGGCUAGAUUGCAGGGAGCAAGUUGUUUCUCUGUUUGAGUCCCAUUUUAAAAAGGUUUUCUCUUCUUCAAAACCUUGUGAUGCUGAUAUACAUGAUGUUUUGAAAGAUAUUCAUCCUAUUAUCACUGAUGAAAUAAAUCUCUCUCUGGUGGCCAUUCCCACUGUGGAUGAAAUUUAUUCUACUGUCAAGGUAAUGGAACCAUGGAAUUCUCCAGGACCAGACGGUUUUCCGGCAGGUUUUUUCAGAGAUAAUUGGGACAUCGUUUCUGGUCAGUGUCCUUUAGCUUCCCAUAUAUGGUUUGAUUUAUCCUUGCAACAUUUAGUUUCUUAUGAUUAUCAUUGGAUCGAUGAUUACUUCCUUAGCUGGUUUGAUUCGAGGUUGGGUCAGUCGCCUUUUGCAGUGGACUGGCCUAGCAUUGGUGCUAUUUUUUGUGGUGUAUUUGGAAGUUGA